UGAACAAGACGCAACAUCGCGAAAAACCCUAAGCCAAGCUCAACAAGUAUAACGCCGCUACGCUAAUCCAAAGAAGAACGUACGGGGGACCAUCCGUCGAAGAAACGGCGCGAGAAUGCGCGACGCCUUGCGUUACGGCGGCCGGCGUCGGUUACGUCGUCGACACCGCGUUCAAAACUUCCGAAAUCAAGUUGCUGCGGGCCAGUCGACGUCGCGGUUUCGCCUUUGUCGGUAAUCUAGGCACCUACCUCUUGCUUUUCUGUUCGGACGUCUCUCCGCUAGCGUGUUUUUUCGCGUUUCUCGGCGCGAACGUUCGGCGUGAUUGGGCGCAUUCUUCGGACGUGCGAAUGGAUAUUUAGUUUUGGAAGUUCACCUGGCAUGAUGGAAGUCCUCAACCAAUAAGUUUAUGAUGAAAGCCGAUAUCUGCGAUUAAAAUGAGUCUGGAUGACGAAUCCAUAGUGAUAUACUGAAAAUAAUCAACAUACAUAUCAACGAUGAUGUAUUGUUCCUGUGAAGAAGAUGUAAGGUGAAUGGAAAUCCCAUGCAGGAAUGCUAUCUUUAUUUCUCACUGUCCCACUCACUUUGAUCUCUAUAACAGGACCCGUUCUCAAUGGCUUAGUUGUUGUGGCUAUAAUAAUUACUCGACAGAUUUCUUCCAUCAAUCACAUACUGCUACUUCAUUUGGGUAUACUUAACAUCGUGUUGGGUUUGCUCUUCCUCAUUUUCUCCGUGCCAAGCUUUACAGUCGACAACUGGAUCAGUUCAGGACCUUUCUGUAAAUUUUAUGGGUUUUUCUUCACCCUGUUGCAUCCUCUGGUGGUCUGGACAAUAUGUGGACUUAACUGCGACAGAUAUUACGCCAUCGCUUCACCCUUACAUUAUGGACAUAUCGUGAGCAAAAAAAAAGUGUUUUUCGGACUCAGCGCUGGUUGGAUGGUAUCUUUGGCCCUAUGUGUUCCACCACUGUUGGAAAUUGUUCCCUACGGCUACAUCGAGGGUCUAACAACAUGCUCUUCAGGUUACAAAUACGAAAAAGGUGUUCUUAUGUAUUCUGCCAUUUACACGAUCUUUACUCUAAUUAUUCCUGCCACGCUCAUCAUUUGUUGCAACUUGAAGAUUCUGAUGAUUGCCCGCUACCACAGGCAUCGAAUUGCAUCCGCAAUUUAUGAAGUCACAUUAUCAGCUCAAGUGACGAUCACACACCAGAGAAAUCCGUUUUUCGUUCCAACAGUAACAGCUCCAAACUCCGGAGGUCCACCAAAGUUCAAAGGAAAGAGUGCAAUUCACGCUGUUUUCCAGUUACUGGGUUCAUUUUUGAUUCUGUAUUUUCCUUAUUACGUCCUUGUCGUGUGGCAGGCACUAUCUGGGACGCUGCCAAGAACCAAAGAGAAGAUCGAGUUACAUCCUUACCUAUAUACAGCAGCAACAGUUCUUCUAGUUACAUCGAUACCAAUCAACGGUUUCUUGUAUGGAGUCAAGAAUAAAACUCUGCGUAAAACAUUCCAGAAUUACUUGAGAAAGAAACAGACCAAAAGCGAAGUAAACCAAGAAAUACAAGCGAGAACGCCAUCUACUUGUGGAUCUCGAAGGCCAUCAUUAACCCCUCUUGGGUUCUUCUCGAAGCCUUCAUUGCAAAGAAGGCUAUCCGAGGCAUUUCUGGAUGUCCAAAACAACAUGACAAGUCCUAAAAAGGCGAAAAUCAAACGAAUCGCUUCCGAUAUUGCAUGGAGACCUUACUCGAACUCAAGCUUGAAUCUUUCAACAACCGAAGAAGUUCCGGACAAAAUCAAACAGACACUGAGCUGUAAUACUCUCCAAAUUCCUCUAGAUACUGAUCCCGUUUCUGUCAUAACUGAGGAAGAAAUUGUCAUCAAGUUGAACAAAAACACCACCAAUACUCGAUCUUCUACUGCUCAUUAUUUGCUGCAAAAAAUCUUCACUGUGGGUGAACCAGAGAGAAGUGUUAAAAAGGCAGCUGUUAUGAAAAAUGUCUUGGAUGCAACUCCGAAAAGAUCUCCCAGAAUCCUCAUCACCAGAGCUUUCUCGGAGGAGAGUGAGAAAUCUAUUCCACACUCUCCUGCUAAAGGUAAUAUAAAUAGAAUCUAUUCCACAUCUUCUUCGAGCGUGUUGGAGAAGAAGUGGAGACAGAUUAAAACCAAAUACGAAGACUCAGAGUUCGACGGUGCUAAAUUCAACCAAACCACCAAGCCUCUCUUGAACAACAGCUAUUCUUCAGGUAGAGAUAGUGACUCAUCCGAUGCAUCAGAUACUUCUAGUGGCAAACUCUUCAUGUCUUUAGAUAACAGGAAGAGCGAUUUCGAUCCUGAACCAAAUGAAGAGCAUCUACUUCUAUCAUGGCCUCUCCAGAAGAAAUACGUGAAAGAAGAAAAUCGAAGAAAAAAAAUUCUCAAACAAACUAUAGUGAACGUUACGCAGGAAAUUGUACUUUAACUAGUCAUUAUUAUUAAGCCAACUUAAAUUAUUAUUCUUCUAUGUGAUUUUGUCAAUGUGAUACGCAUUAUUUUCUGUAUAUAAAUAUUUGUUUUAUGUUAAAACACACACACUUGAAAAUAGAAUCUUUGAGUAUUCUCGUAUAUUGCCCAUCAGAUACAUCAAUCUGAAAUAUAUUUCACUGACAUAUCUCUGAAUUUUUGUUUCUUCAAGUGAAUUAGAUAGUUAUAAAUUGAAUUAUAACACAAGGUGGAUAAACAUAUUUUCUUAUCGAAUCAGAAAAUUAAUAUUUUUCGUUCGUCUGAAUUCGAUUUCGAAAUUAUUAGAAACUGAAUUGUGUUCUGACAAUCUGCACAAAAUAUAGCAAGAUUCAAAUCUUCAUAUUUUUGACCAAAACCUGUAAUGAGAUAAAUUGAAACAUAGCCGAAAUUAAUAUUUCUUAGGUUCAAAAAUUAUAUUGUUGAUUAUUUCGAAAGCAUUUAUUCUAUUCUCUUGAAUGUAUAAAUAUGGGUUGAAUUAGUCGAUAUAUAAAUCCAAAAUGGGUUGUAUUAAUAGGAGCUGAUUUACUCUGUAGAAUUUCUGUCCACUAUUGUGUAUAGAAAAUUAAAAAAAAAAAUUGUUCCACUCGUUGAUAUCUGCAAACUAUAGAUUUAUUGUUGGAAGUAAAGAUAUGUAUUUAUAUGUACUAGUUAUAAGAUGAAUAACAUUCCAUGAUUUGGAACUGGUUUGUUGGAAGACAUUUGACGAAAUAUCUCAGAAUUAUUCUAGUAGCAAUAUACAGGGUGGUCAAUUAGAAAUGAAGGGAAAAUGUUUUGAAAUUUCAAAAUUCUCCACAAUACAACUUCUAAAAUAUUCCUAUUCUGCUGAUGUGAUCUGCUAUCUGCCAGUAAUUACUAACGGUUUUCUGUUGGUCACCCUGUAUAUUCUGAAAUAUAGCCAGAACAUAAUGUCGAAGAGUUGAAAUACCAAUGUCUACAGGGUAAAAAUAUUACAAUCAAAAUGGACGCGAUAUGCAACAUAUCCUGAAAAUCAGUAUUAAUUUAUUCAAUUAUAUGAAUGUUUAGGGCUACAGCUAUCUAAUUUCUAUGGCAAUUAGCACUUAGAAUUAUGUCAUGAAUGAUACUCUUUUGAUUGAUUUGAAUCAAUUCUAGUCAGAAUUAGUUGUAAAUAUGUUUAAGUUUCAUUCACUCUACUUAGUAUAGAUGCCGAUAGUGCAAAUUAUUAUGAUGUCAUCAUUAACGAAAAGUGUCAAAUUAUGUGAUUUUGGUAAUAAAUGUCGAUAAAAGCA
Molecule: messenger RNA, 3739 nt
Organism: Harmonia axyridis
Lineage: Eukaryota; Metazoa; Arthropoda; Insecta; Coleoptera; Coccinellidae
Exons: 7
Coding region: 550-2451 (633 amino acids)
Biological process (GO): G protein-coupled receptor signaling pathway
Cellular component (GO): membrane
Molecular function (GO): G protein-coupled receptor activity
Source: RefSeq, a predicted model, not a curated record